Molecule: messenger RNA, 3446 nt
Organism: Gracilinanus agilis (Agile Gracile Mouse Opossum)
Lineage: Eukaryota; Metazoa; Chordata; Mammalia; Didelphimorphia; Didelphidae
Gene: SCARB2
Product: scavenger receptor class B member 2
Exons: 12
Coding region: 358-1794 (478 amino acids)
Biological process (GO): receptor-mediated endocytosis; protein targeting to lysosome
Cellular component (GO): cytoplasm; membrane; lysosome
Molecular function (GO): scavenger receptor activity
Source: RefSeq, a predicted model, not a curated record
CCCUCCUGGUGUUUGCGGCCGGGCGGUAGCCGGCCGAGCCGAGCCUGGCGAAGCUGCAACCUUGGACUGCUGCCUGGCUUCUGUGCUUCUGCUGAAUAUGCUGAUCCCUCCCUUUCCAGCCAAGCUUUACUAGGAAAUCGAAACCAAGAACAAGGCGUGCUUGGCCUCGCCACCUUCCCCUCGAUCUCCCGGGCUUCCCGAAACGCCAGCUCCCCUUAGCUGACGGAGAGAGCAGAGAACACCGCUCGGGAACUGAAGGGGACUGGCAGGCCGGGCUCCAGCCAGCUCUCGGGUGCUAGGCUCCUAGGACACAGAGGCUUGGGGGACCCGCGGCAGGCGGCUCCUGGCACACGGGCUAUGGCCAAGUGCUGCUUCUACGCGGUAGGGACACUGUCCUUGCUCCUGCUCGUCUGUAGUGUCACCCUGCUGGUGGCCCGCGUGUUCCAGAAAGCUGUGGACCAAGGGAUCGAGCAGAACAUUGUGUUAAAGAAUGGUACAGAGGCCUUUGACUCCUGGGAAAACCCUCCUCCACCAGUCUAUAUGCAGUUCUAUUUCUUCAAUGUCACCAAUCCAGAUGAAAUCCUCCAAGGUGAGGACCCUCGUGUGGAAGAAGUGGGACCAUACACCUAUAGGGAGUACCGACCCAGAGAGAAUAUUCACUUUUGGGACAAUGGGACAAAAAUAUCUGCAGUUAACCCCAAGAGCUACGUCUUUCAGCGGGACCUAUCUGUUGGAGAUCCUGAAGUUGACUUGAUAAGGACUUUAAAUAUUCCUGCCAUAACUGCUAUGGAAUGGACCACGAACAAUGUGCUGAAAGAGAUCCUGGAAGGACUCCUUAAGACAUAUCAGCAGAAACUAUUUGUGAUCCACAGUGCUCAUGAACUCCUGUGGGGCUACAAAGAUGAGCUCUUCUCACUCAUCAGUAUUUUCAAAUCAGAUAUCUCACCAUACUUUGGCUUGUUCUAUGGGAAGAAUGGCACUGAUGAUGGGGACUAUCUUUUUCUAACCGGAGAAGACAAUUAUCUUAACUUUACAAAGAUUGUGGAGUGGAAAGGGAAAAGGUCACUCAACUGGUGGGCAGCAGAGAAAUGCAACAUGAUUAAUGGAACUGAUGGGAAUUCCUUUCAUCCAUUGAUAUCCAAAGAGGAAACCCUUUAUAUCUUUGCCUCUGAUUUUUGCAGGUCAGUGUAUCUAAAAUUCAGUGACAUGGGAAAUGUGGAAGGAAUCCCUUCUCUUCGCUUUACUGUGCCACCUGAAAUGUUUGGCAACAAUUCUGAUAACAGCUGCUUCUGUAAUCCAUCAGGAAACUGUUUGGGUUCGGGUGUCCUGAAUGUCAGUGUCUGUAAGAAUGGUGCUCCCAUUUUUCUGUCUUCUCCACACUUCUACCAAGCAGAUGAGAAGUUUAUUUCAGCAAUAAAAGGCAUGAACCCAAAUAAGGAAGACCAUGAAACAUUUUUGGACCUCAAUCCUCUGACUGGGAUUAUCCUAAGAGGAUCCAAGAGGUUACAAGUCAAUAUUUAUGUCCGCCAUAUAGAUGGAUUUGACGAAACUGGAAAUAUCAAGAGCUUGGUUUUCCCAGUCAUGUAUCUAAAUGAGAGUGUUUUAAUUGAUAAAGAUUCUGCAACAAAACUCAAGUCUGUAAUAAACACCACUAUGGUCAUCACCAACAUCCCCUACAUCAUCAUGGCCUUGGGAGUGUUCUUGGGUUUGAUCUUUACCUGGAUGGCAUGCAAAGGACAAGGGUCAGCAGAAGAGGGCACUGCGGAUGAAAGAGCACCACUCAUGCGCACCUGAGAGCUUCCCUUCCAUUUGAGCUUGGUGAAUGAACUAUGCAAGCAGACAAAAUCCCAGCCAGCCACCAUGCUAAGUGCUGGGGAUUCAGACAUAAACAAAAAAGAAAGAUAGCCCCGUCCCUCAAGGAGCUUACAUCCUAACAAUCAGUUAAUUAAUUAAUUUGAUGCACUCUUGGAAUGGGGGGAAAUACGACAUUAAUGUUCCAGUCAGCUGCUAAAUUGAGUUUUGAAGGACUGAGAAUGGCUGGUGAUGAUACUUUCUGAAAUCAUACAGCCCAUUGCAAAUUGCUUUGUGUUCAUGUUUGUGGCAGGUAUUUAAUUAAAUACUCUAAGUAUUAAUAAUUUGGGGGUUGUUGGGAUGCUAGAACCUCUAGAAGUUUCCUAUCACCUGUUGUGGUUAAAAUGUCUGCAUCCUAUAGAUGUCUGGACUAACCUUAUUCUCUAAGAUACUUUAUGCCCAUAAAAACUCAGCUUCAGUUAUCACUUUAUCUUCUCAUCUCAAACCCAAUCCUUGUGUAGGAAGUGUACACCUGGGUCCUCUCUGCCACCAACGGAUGAGGACUUAGCUCUAACCACUGAAGAUGUCUCCCUGUGCAAAGUGUAAUCAUUACCAUUAACAAUAUAUUUAAGAAUGAUUCCGUAAUCAUGCUUGGUCACACAUGACCUCAGAAUUGACUUUUAAAAGGAAGGGCCAAGACAGGGAGAGGGGAGGAGAGCUGAGACAGGAGAGAAGCUGCCUCCAGACACUCAUACCCAAGUUUCCUUCAGAAUAAGCCUCCACACCUACAAAGCUCCUCUAGGGACUCUCAUGGUUCUAGGAGAGGAAGGAACUAUAUGGCUGGGGAAGGCGUUUCAAAACCAAUGAAGGAAUCUCAGAGCCGAGCUUUCUGGACCCUGUGCAGGUCAAUGUUGAGUUCUUGGAUCAAGGAGAAGAAUUUGGAACCAAAAAAGAACAAGAGCUGAAGAGUGGCCAAAGACAUCUUGCAAGAAGAGAAGCAAACCUGGGGAGCUCUACUUUUGUUGACGUCGUUAAAUUGUUUGGAUUCUGCACAUCUAGGGGAAGAGGAUUGAGACACAGCAUAAUCUACACUACACUUGGAAUGAAAAACACUUGGGCUGGAGUUCUCUCUCAGAUACUUAGUAGCUUUGUGACCCUAGGCAAGUCACCUGAAUUCUCUGGGCCAUCUGUAAAAGGAAAGGAUUGGAUUUGAUAAAUUCUAAAUCCCUUCCAACUGUAAAUCUAUGCCUAUGAUCAAUUCUCUAGGGAUUCUUUCCCUUUGUUGGGGGCCCUACAUAUGAUUAAGUAUAGAGAGCUGUUGGGGUACCAAGUGGCCAGGGUUAUUGCUUGACUUUUUAACAAGCCUGAAUACCUAUGGAACUGUGGGGAGGGCCUCAAGAUAGUUCCAUAAAUCUGGAAAACUGCAUACUUCUUUGGGGAAGAAGGAUUUGCUUGGGGGAAAAAGGGUCAAUUUCUUAAUGACUCCAUUGUUUUCCUCUUUCAGGAGUUCUCAAAUUUAGGGAAGUCCCUGAGGAGGUAAAGACCAUGAAAGAUGGAAGAAAAAUUAGAAAAGUCAUUGUAACUGUUCAGGGAGUAAGAUGUGAGUCAUUGUGUUGCAUUUUUUGUUGGAUUAAAUAAAGUCUUUCAUAUAUUCA